UUAAUAACGAUAUCAUUAGGAGUAAUCCACCAGACUCAUAAUGUUUUAGCUGGAAUUUUACAUCAAAUCCAGGUGCCAAUUCUGUUGCUAGCCCAGCAGGCAGCACAAAAGUUUGACAGCACAUCUAUUCUUCGCUUGGAUGAACAAACAGAUGGCCCGAGUCUCUUGUCUUAGCUCUACGCAACAAUGGGCGUUCCUAGUUACUUUCUCGCUGUUUCUUCAACUGAUUCCGGGAUUGGCAGAUGACUCAUCAUCUUCGAGCUCUACAGCUAAUAAGGGUUCAACUCAUUCAACCAGUAACUCUACUGGAGAAAUUGUUUUCGGUUCGUUUCUUGGGCUGUUGGCUCUUGUUGGGUUUGCUGUUGUUCUAUUCAAGAUAUGGCAGAAAAAGAGGAGACAGGAGCAACAAGCCCGUUUCUUAAAGCUCUUCGAAGAAGAUGAUGAUCUUGAAGUUGAACUUGGCAUCAGGGAUUGACAUUGAAUAUUUAUGGACUCGUCGACUUGGUCGGUUGUACUUUUAGCAAAGGUGUGCUACCACUCAAUUCUGUAAUUUUGUGUUAUUUUCAUAUUCUGCCUUUUGUUGGGUGAUAUUUUCUAAUAGCUUUGGAUGCUUGUUGAUAAAUGAAUGAUAGGCAUUCUUUACUACAUUUUAGUAUCUGCAUAUCAUAUUUGCACUUGUUGGUAAAUGAAUGAUGAGCUUUAUUUACUACUCCAUAUUGUAGUAACAUCAUAUCAUAUUUUUCAUGUCUGUCUUCAUGUGUAACUGUUGGU
Cuscuta epithymum is the source of this 771-nucleotide messenger RNA. NCBI's taxonomy places the organism in Eukaryota, Viridiplantae, Streptophyta, Magnoliopsida, Solanales, Convolvulaceae. The record is from the annotation of a GenBank genome assembly.